This is a messenger RNA of Oncorhynchus nerka (sockeye salmon), 7302 nucleotides long. RefSeq names its product serine/threonine-protein kinase LATS2-like. Gene Ontology annotation, biological process: positive regulation of apoptotic process; peptidyl-serine phosphorylation; hippo signaling. Gene Ontology annotation, molecular function: protein serine/threonine kinase activity; protein binding; ATP binding. Gene Ontology annotation, cellular component: spindle pole; nucleus. The coding region runs from base 732 to 4157 and encodes 1141 amino acids. Lineage: Eukaryota; Metazoa; Chordata; Actinopteri; Salmoniformes; Salmonidae. The transcript is spliced from 10 exons. The record is from RefSeq and is a predicted model, not a curated record.
GGAAUGUUAACAAUGCAGUAAGUGUCGUCCAAUUUUGUACUGAAUUCUAAUUCUGCCUGGAGUUGGGAGAAAAUGGAGUCUCUUCAUGAUAUUUACUCGGGCCUACCGUUAAGAGAAAGUUCGAUAAAUUAUCGUAUGUGUUGUGCAACAAAUGAUUGGAUUUAAAGUUUCCCGAAAAGUGUAUUUGGUUGGAUUCUUUAUCGGAUUAAAUCUGAAUGAUACAUCUAUCUCAUGCUUUCGGCCAGAGAAAGACUGCUGGGACUGAAAUUCUCCCUUCAUUGGAAUGUCGGGCUGCUCCAGGCUGUGGAGUUGCGUUGCUUCCAGCGCUAAAUUGAGAAGGCCCCACGUUCUUUCACUCUCGAAAUGUUAAACUAAUCACGACCUCGACAAGAAAACCCACGAAGUGAUCAAUAUGGUACAGAAGGGAGCCAGAGUGGUUUGGGCCAAGGGCAUCCUUGUGACCCCUCACAUGACUUGGAAUAGGAAUGAGUGUGAUCCCUAAAACACACAACAUGGAACGCCAGUUGGAAUCCUAUCAGUAGGAGCCAGCAACACAGAGAUAAACAAAAACCUUGACCAAGAGAAAGAGAGGAGGAAACAUAAUCUCUCCUACUGGAGGGCCUUAUCUAUUUAGGUCACAGAGUUCCAGAGCAAGCUUACGAGUGUUGUCAGUUGUGGGUGUCUGUUUGGGUGUGAGUUCCCUAGGCUAGAUACUAAAACAGGGGAGUGUCAUGAGGCCCAAGACGUUCCCCGCUGCUCCGUAUGUGGGCAACACGCGCCAGCGCCUCCAGGAGAUCAAGGAGGGGCUGAAGCAGCCAGCCAAGCUGGUGAGCCAGGCCCUCCAUGGGGGCAGCUCCUGGGGUGAGGGGGGCCGCGGGACCGAAAGCAAGGGCAAAGACCCCGGGAGUCGCCAGCAGCAGCUCCGGCCCCCUCAGAAGUUCAACAACUACCAGAACGCUUUGAGAGAGAUCCGCAGGUCCCUCAUGCCCUUUGCCAAUGAGUCUGGCCCCUCUGGCUCCGCCCACCCUGCUGGAGACGUCAACCGACAGAUGCUGCAGGAGUUGGUCAAUGCUGGCUGUGACCAGGAAAUGGCGGUGCGGGCUCUGAAGCAGACGGGCAGCAGAAACAUUGAGGCUGCUCUGGAGUACAUCAGUAAGAUGGGAUACCUGGACCCCCGCAAUGAGCUCAUCGUCCAGGUCAUCAAACAGACCUCACCAGGCAAAGGGGGCAUUCCAAACUCAAUGGACCACAGACCACCAUUGGAGGGAACAAGUGAGGGCGCCAUGCCUCCCUACCACCAGAUGGGGGCGCCGAUGUAUGAGGGUGCUGGUUAUGGGCCAGAGGGCGCCUACAUGGGCACCCCUCCUGUCAUGAACUACAUGAUGCCCCCCUCGGUCGCGGUACAGGGCCCUGCCAUAGGUAACCCCAUGGGACGCCCUCUCAGCAUGGGAGCCUACACUCCAGCCAUGGCAGCCUACCCUCCAGCCAAUCCAGGGAACCCCAUGUAUACCCCAGGCACCACGCAGAAUGCCUAUCCAGGCAGUAUGGAGCAGGCCAUGAUGGGCUACAGCGUACCCAGCCAGCCCCUGCAGCUCCAGCCCCAGGCACCAGGAGGCCCUGUCCCAGGUCCCCACUACGACUAUGGCCACGUCCGGCCUCACAUGUUGGAGCCCUCAAGCUACGGCGUGCAGAGGAGUGCCUCCUUCCAGAACAAGAUGCCGCCGCUGGCACCCGACAACUACGUCAACAUGCAGGGGAAAGGGGUCAUGGGCCAGAAUGGGGGAGGGUACCCUCCUAACAUGUACAUACCGCCCCACCCCCAGCAGUCCAGCCCAACCUCACACCAGGUCCACAUGAUGUCCCGCUCACCCGGUGGAGCCGCCGCUGCCCUGGGUCCAGAUUUCUCUGACCUGCUCACACCCUCUAGAGCCAGCCUUAACCUGGACCUGUACGAGCAGCACCAGCACCACUGGGCCGGUCCCCAGGGGCCUGAGGGGGCCCCUCCAGCCAGGCAGCCCCAGCCUCAGGGGCCCUUCCGGGGAGAGGUGCGGGUCCCCAGUAGGACCAACUCCUUCAACAACCGGUCAGUGCCCCCAAACAACGUCCGACCCACCCUGGUCACCCCAGCUCCCGGCAAGCAGGACCCGUCCCUGGGACAACCCAACACCAUCACAGCAGUGACUUCGCCCCCCAUCCAGCAGCCAGUGAAGAGCAUCCGAGUAAUGAGGCCCGAGCCGAAGACUGCUGUGGGGCCAUGUCACCCUGGCUGGUUGGCUGCUCAGGAAGCAUCUGAGCCCCUCGCCUACAUGCCUGAAGAGGCCUACUCUCUGGAGCAUGCCCAGGAGACCCGCUGUCCACCACCUCCCUACCCCAAAACCCUGCACAUGUCUGGGGCUGCUUCAGAGGCAGGGCCCCUGGAGGGACCAGGAGGAGCUAUGUGUGGAGCCCCAGACCUCAACACUCCUUCUAGGCCACAUGGUGGUAGUGGAGGAGGAAAGGCAGAGGAGAGCCAGGUGAAAGAGAAGACCAAGUCUGGGAAAGGAGAGAAGGCAGUGAAAAACAAGAAGCAGAUCCAGACAUCGCCGGUGCCGGUGAGGAAGAAUGGACGUGAUCAGGAGAAGAGGGAGUCGCGCAUUAAAAGCUACUCGCCCUUCGCCUUCAAGUUCUACAUGGAGCAGCAUGUGGAGAAUGUGAUGAAGACCCACCAGCAGAAACUGAACCGCAGGCUGCAGCUAGAGCAGGAGAUGUCCAAGGCUGGCCUAUCAGAGGCGGAGCAGGAGCAGAUGAGGAAGAUGCUUAACCAGAAGGAGUCCAACUACAACCGGCUGCGCCGUGCCAAGAUGGACAAGGCCAUGUUUAUCAAGAUCAAGACGUUGGGCAUCGGGGCCUUCGGUGAGGUGUGCCUGACCCGCAAGGUGGACACGGGAGCCCUGUACGCCAUGAAGACGCUGCGCAAGAAGGACGUGCUCAACCGCAACCAGGUGGCCCACGUCAAGGCUGAGCGUGACAUCCUGGCGGAGGCAGACAACGAGUGGGUGGUGCGUCUGUACUACUCGUUCCAGGACCGGGACAGCCUCUACUUUGUCAUGGACUACAUCCCCGGUGGAGACAUGAUGAGCCUGCUGAUCCGCAUGGGCAUCUUCCCCGAGCCGCUGGCAUGCUUCUACGUGGCUGAGCUGACGCUGGCCAUCGAGAGUGUCCACAAGAUGGGCUUCAUCCACCGCGACAUCAAGCCGGACAACAUCCUCAUCGACCUGGACGGACACAUCAAGUUGACCGACUUUGGCCUCUGCACUGGCUUCCGCUGGACGCACAACUCCAAGUACUAUCAGAAAGGGAGCCAUAUCAGACAGGACAGCAUGGAGCCCAGUGACUUCUGGGACGACGUGUCCAACUGUCGUUGUGGCGACCGGCUGCAGACCUUAGAGCAGCGGGCGACACGGCAACACCAGCGCUGCCUGGCACACUCCCUGGUGGGCACGCCCAACUACAUCGCCCCUGAGGUGUUGUUGCGCAAAGGGUACACCCAGCUGUGUGACUGGUGGAGUGUGGGAGUGAUCUUGUUUGAGAUGCUGGUGGGACAGCCCCCCUUCCUGGCCCCGACACCCACCGAAACACAGAUUAAGGUGAUAAACUGGGAGAGCACGCUGCAGGUGCCCCCGCAGAUCAAGCUCAGCUCAGAGGCUGUCGACAUCAUCGGCCGUCUCUGCUGCUCCCCAGAGGAACGUCUUGGGAGCAACGGCGCCGGCGAGAUCAAAACUCAUCCCUUCUUCGACCAGAUGGACUUCUCCAGCAACCUGCGCACCCAGCCCGCCCCCUACCGGCCCAAGAUAGCCCACCCCAUGGACACUUCCAACUUCGACCCAGUGGAGGAUGAAGGGGGUCCCGGGGCGUGGAGUGAUAGCGGAGACAGCACCCGGGCCUGGGAGACCCUCUGCACCCCACACGGGAAACACCCGGAGCACGCCUUCUACGAGUUCACCUUCCGCAGGUUCUUUGAUGACAACGGCUGCCCCUUCCGCUAUCCCAAGCCCCCAGAGACCAGCCACAGCCAGGGCCCUCCCAGCCACAGCGGAGCCAGCAGCAUGGGCCCUGAGGAGGAAGAGGAUGAGGAGGAGGAAGAGCAGGGGGAGGGCUGUGAGCCUGUGUAUGUGUAGAAGAGCCCAGACUGUUGGCUUUCUAAACCAUGCCCCCCUCUCUCUUUCUCUCUCGCUGUCUCUCUCCAGCAAAUCAACACUCAGCACCUGGGACCCUGUCUGCCAACCUCCCAUCUACCACUGUGAAUGUAUGUUCAUGUGUGUGUGCGUGCCUCUGUAUAUGUGGUUUUGAGAGACUGAGAGCGAGUGAGAUAUUGAGAACAGGACGGCCUGACAUCUGUUCAACAAUUCAAGCACUACUGUGUGGAAUCUACAGCGUGAGCAGAGACUACAGUAAGAACCCCUGAUCUGGGACCAAGAAACAACUAACUGUACAAGGGCUAGGCAUGGGAUAAUGAUGCCAGAGGACUGUUAUGAAAAAAGACUCAUCAGAACAGGUAGUUCUUCUAAAAGGCUCCCACUGCACUGUAGAGGUUUACAAAAGUGUUCAGAUAAGAGUUUGACACUGGGACCGUGACCAUGCGUGUUUCUAGUGGUCAUAGUGCUCUAUCCCAUUCCUUCCGCCCUGGAUCUUACAGAGAUCACUUCUUCCAGGUUGACCUUACCCCAUGAAGUAAACACAAACACUUGCUGUUUCAUGGGUUGCUUGUCUCUUCCUUUCUGAGACUUAGGCACUAGAACCAGUGUGUGCUUUGGAGACUGAGCUGGACGUUAGGUUGGACUGGACUGAAUUAACUAGCGGGAAGAAUCAAAACGCAACACUUCUCACACAGCUGUGACAAAAUAAGCUACCAAAAUACACAUACACAUGCACACUUUGCAGGAUGGUUGAACUACACAAUCUAGGAGGGGGCAAUGAGGUUGUCCUCUGCAGCUAACCACCUGAAGUCCUCUAAAACCACAGGGUUAUCUUACACAUUUCUAUCAAUGUUGUUUGGAUGUCUGACAUGGCAGUCUAGAGAUACCCCAAGGUUAACUAGCUGUGUGUCUCCUACCUUCAACUUCACACACAUUCUUUUCUCCAAAUAGGUGAUGUGGGAUGCCGCCAUCUUGUGGUUAGAGAGCCACUAUGUUGUUCCCUUACCACCCCUAAAUGAUUCUGUUUUGAGUGUCAGACCCAGGGGAAUGGAUGUGAUGGGGAAAUACUCGUAGGAACAACAACAAAUUCCUUUGGUUGAAGUGCCAGCUCCCAGAUCCAUGAAUGAUAUUGUUAUUUGAGUCAAUCAAUUCCUUUCUCGGUAUUAUUAUGAUGACUAUGUUUUAUUGAGCUAGUUCUGAGGAAGGUGAACUACAAGUGUGAAUCAUUGCAUUGUUGUGGAUAUGGAUCUUGUGAUUACAUACAUGUUUGGUAAGCAGUCACACGCCUAUCCAUGUCUCAACACAACACAUACAGUACACCUGCUCUAAGACUGUCAUGUACUGUUUGGUAAGCAGUCACGCCUAUCCAUGUCUCAACACAACACAUACAGUACACCUGCUCUAAGACUGUCAUGUACUGUGACAUUACUGAUGCCGUGCUUUUUAGCCACAUUGACAUUUCAAAGUCCAACCUGCUAGUGCACCACUUCCACACGCGCAGUAUUAUAGAGUUAACACAUCCAAGUGUCCACACAGUCUCCUCGGUCCGUCUGGAGACAUGGCGGAAACAUGUGAUAGUAUGACUAUGUGCAAUACAUAAAAUACAAUAUAUCCUUUUGUAAACACUUACAAUUAUCCUUUUGAUUUUUUUAAUACUGAAACACGCUAUGUACAAAUAUAUAUUAUAUUGGUUUAUAUAUUUUCCGUAUAGUUACAUGACCCAAUGCUGCUUAUUAUUGUGAUUAAUAUUAUUAUUUGCAUUUUUAUCAUUAUUUCAUGUAUACGUACUUCUUCCCUUUUUGUAUAAAAAGAAAAGUGUGGGUUUGAUUGCCAGUGUGUUUGAGUUUGAAAGUGCUUUUUUCAAUGAAUGUUGGUGCAUGUCUAUCCACCACAAGAUGAUGUUGAUGAUCAGUGUUUGUGCAGAAUAACGACAGCAGCAUUCCUGCUCUCUGCAACUGGGCUGGCCCUGUGUGUAGGAGAGUAGGGAUGGAAGAGGGAGAGAGACAGACAGUGAUAGAGAAAGAUGUGUUUCAGAGACAAAAGGAAAGCUGGGCAGGAUUGGUUAUAAAGUGUCAAAUAUAUGAAUAAAUAGCCUCCUUUGUAUUACAAGCCCAAGUAUGGUAAAUGACAGACUAUUAUUGGUACAUUUUAAUGCAUCCUAAUGACCACAGGUUAAUUUGACCAUUAAUAUUAUGCUUGUGUUACAGAAUUGUUGUUAUGCAGUGGAGCACUGCUCAAAGCAGGAAAUGCUUUAUUUUCUCCAAUAUCUCCAUAUGCUUAUUGACAAUCAACCAUUGACACAGUCUUGUAUGUCCAACUGAAUAACAGUAUUCCAUAUGUGAUUGCAUACUGACGGAAGGGUCAAGAAGUUGCAAGUUCUGCCGUAAGUCAAUUCCCAAACAUUCUAAGUGCACCAAUAUGGAUCUCAAAGAUCAAAUUUGUGACAUAAUAUGAGGGAAAUAUUUUAAACAAUGACAAUUGUUUAAACGUGCCAUUAAUGUUUUUGCUCACUUGCAUGACAAAAUGAAUUGAAAUGGACAUGUUUUUCAUAAUAUGCCUCAUGUAUUCAGGAUUGGGCAUCAAAUUCACUUAAUUUGAUCAUCGUUGUCAGCGCAAGUGGGAUUGCCAAUCCACCAGGAUGGACUACUCAGUGAAAAAUAGCUUUAAAAAGAAACUGCUCACCGAGGCAAGUUUUCUCGUGUGUAUGAGUGUUUUGUAUUAGGUGUGCUGUGGAUGAUGUGUGGUUUCCCUGUAUCUGAGUUUUGAAAGUGAUUACUGACAAUCUUUGACUGAUUUGAGAUCUUAUGUAAUGACUCAUGAUGGGAUUUUUAAAUCUAUGUACCUUUUUGUAUUUUUACUCUCGGGAGUUUCUCAUGUCUUUGAUCCUCCUUAAUGUAUAGUACAAUUUUGUUACUCUUGAAUAUAUAUUUAUACAGAUAUACAUAUUUUUUGGUAUCUAUAUUCUUUUUAAUUUCCUCUGAGCUAAUGUUCGAACCUCUUUGUCUACAGUAUUAUAGACUAUAUCAUUUGGACAGUAUAUCACCUUUUUUUACAUAUGUAUGAAUUUGAAAAAAUGCUUUCACUGUCCCCACGUGUAAAAUAAUAUGUAUAAAUUUAAAUUAACCAG